Sphaeramia orbicularis (orbiculate cardinalfish) is the source of this 1414-nucleotide messenger RNA. RefSeq names its product m-AAA protease-interacting protein 1, mitochondrial. Gene Ontology annotation, molecular function: ribosome binding. The transcript has 6 exons. Gene Ontology annotation, biological process: protein insertion into mitochondrial inner membrane from matrix. Bases 1 to 1098 code for a protein of 365 amino acids. Gene Ontology annotation, cellular component: mitochondrial inner membrane. Lineage: Eukaryota; Metazoa; Chordata; Actinopteri; Kurtiformes; Apogonidae. The record is from RefSeq and is a predicted model, not a curated record.
AUGGAGUUUGCGGAUGAUACGACUGAGGUGGGCUCCAUCACUAACAAUGACGAAGACAACUACAGACAUGAGGUGAUGUUACAGGCCAUUAUGCGCGACUGGUUGUUCCUACAUUUUCCCCGGUCCCUGAACGCCGCAGUCACCAAAAGCAUUCUGGGUAAAGUAUGGGUUGAGUUGCAUAAGGUGUCCAAAGGCACCGGCGGUAAUGGAGGCUGUGUCAGGCCGGUCCUGGAGUCCAACAGAGGGAUAAACAGAGUCAUGCAGCGGAUCGGCAGCCUGUCCGUGUGCAGGGAGCUGGGCGGCCUCGGAGCCUGGACCCCCGGUGUCCGGAGGAACCCCCAGACCCGCCUGACCCGUCCGACCCGCUCCAGCAGCAGCAGCAGCGGGACCAGGACCAGGCAGCGGGUCCAGGGCGGGGGGGUGUGUGCGGGUCCAGUCCGGCCUCUGUGCAGCCUGAGGCUGGUGUUCGCCGGUCAGACACACAGACAUUUGUGUUCGAAGGUCGGGGAUGAGAAGAGCCGCCCCUCCCGCCCGGACAUCUCUGUGGUGGGAUCCCCGGACCACAUCACAUGGGUCCGCUGUAAAGUCCUCAUGUUCCUGAUCAGGCUCUACUUUGAGGUAGACCUGGAGUCAGUGGAGUUUGAGAGAGGAGCCAAGCAGGCUCUGGUUCAUGUGUCUGAGUUAAUGUCCACUGGCAGAUACCACCGGCUAAAGGGAGUCGUGUCAGAUGAGAUGAUGGAGUAUGUGGAGACCAAAUGCAAGGCUCUCACCAAAGCCCAGAGACAGCAGCUCACGGUCACAACAGAUGAUAUUAUAUUUCUGCUGCCGGAGGAUGUCUCUGUAACCUUUGAUACAUACGGACGAAAGUUCUGCUUCGUCGUCAUGAGGUUUUGGUUCCUGACGACACAAGAAGGACCUGAAGACCCAGAGGGAACGAAAAUCUUCAAAAUAUCAUCCAGUGAAGACGGCAGCCCACAGAAGAAAAUAGCAACUGCUGUGUAUGAAUUCCACCGUGAGCUGACACUGGGAGCUUCUCCUGAUUGGACCGUCACCACAGUCUGGCACUGGCACUGGAUUCAGGCUGAAACACCCAAAUGAAGCCGCCAAGGGGCAGUGAACGGAAGAAUAAAGUUAUCAGGACGCUACAAAAUUCAGCUCAAACACAUGACACUGAAGAACUGUGUGCAGACGAACACCUCAGUCUGCAGGAUGAACCAAGAAGAAAAAACUUUUACUCGAUGACGACCUCUGACCUCAGCCUUCAGACGUGUUCUGUUCUUCCAUUUGCAGAAACACUGUUCAAUUAAACUUUGUGUUUUAGUUUUUGCUUUAUGAACAGAGAUGACUGUAAAGCAGAGAAUCUCUGUACUGGGUUGUGAAACAUAACUUGUAUGAAUAAAUGUCUAUUGUUUUA